Lepisosteus oculatus (spotted gar) is the source of this 12392-nucleotide messenger RNA. RefSeq names its product dynein, axonemal, heavy chain 12 (gene dnah12). The record is from RefSeq and is a predicted model, not a curated record. Gene Ontology annotation, biological process: microtubule-based movement. NCBI's taxonomy places the organism in Eukaryota, Metazoa, Chordata, Actinopteri, Semionotiformes, Lepisosteidae. Gene Ontology annotation, cellular component: dynein complex. Gene Ontology annotation, molecular function: dynein intermediate chain binding; ATP hydrolysis activity; dynein light intermediate chain binding.
UGUUUACUAUCAGUGCCAGGAGAGCGGACUGGAGAAGUCAAGAAAUCGCUGCACAACACCGAAUACUUUGAAAUGCCUACUCCACAGGGGUUACCAAAGCCCCCUGUGGGAGAGAGACUGAAGAAUUACAGUGUACUGCCGCCCAUCCCAUCUCCCAGCGCUGCGGCUGAGAGGGAGGUGCAGGACGAGAGCAGUGGAGGGGAGGACAGCAGAAUGGCCGUGCAGAUCAAGUUGAUGAAGUACCACCGAAGCAAGCACCAGCGCCAAAUGCUGAACCACAUAGUGAUGGACAGUGCUAUGAAGGCAUACGAGGAAGCAGUGGAAACACAGAAAAAAAGGACUCCAACUCCUCCAGAGCCUGAACUUCCAUCUACGAUGAACAGUGAGCAGAGAAAACGAAGAAUGAACUACAUGUUCCUGAAGCAGUGUGUGGAGAGCAGCCCCAUUGUUCCAAUCCAGCAGCGGUGGCUGGAUGCCAUGCUGACCAGGGUGCCUGCCCAGCUGCGCCAGGGCCCUGGCAGGCAGGAGCUGCUGGACGAGCUGUGCCAGGAGGUCAGUGCCAACUUCCAGUCUGGCAUGGUGAAACACACGGUGAACAGUGUCCUUGUGAAGCCUGAUGGUACUGGACAUACAACUGACGCUUCUGAUCUGAGGAUGCGGUUGCCAAGAGGUCUUAAUUUCUCCAGACCCUGGCACAAAAGUGUUCAAAAAAGCCGAAACGAGAUCAAAGAGAAUCUGCACAUUCUUCACCCAGCAAUGAGGAUGAUUUUGAAUAUUGGCUAUACUACCUUUUCAGACCUGCUUUUGGCUGAUCUUUCAGAUUACAGAUCUAAAGGCCCAGUGGACUGUGAGUCACUGAAUAACAAAGUGGUGCUGGAGUGUGAGCGAAUGGAGGAGAAACUCAUGAACACCUGGUACCCCAAGGUCAUCCAUCUCCUGACCAAUAAAGAUACGCUGCAUGGCCUCAGACCUGACAAGCUGGACUCGUUCUACAAUUGUGUCUCCACUCUCGUCUCCAAUCAGCUGAAGGCACUGGUGGAGAGGAGUGUGGAGGAGUACGUGAAGCUCUUCGAAGCAGACAGUGUCCACCGCAUGCCACUCUUCAAAAUGGACCUCACCUUCGAUGACGAGAAGAUGGAAUUCUAUCCUAGUUUUCAGGAUCUGGAAGAGGCCGUCCUGUCUAUACUGACCCAGAUCACAAACACCAUGCAGAAAGUUCAGACAGUGCAGUCUUGGCUGGCAGAGACCCACAGUGCAGUUAUUGACGCCAAGCUUACUGAUCAUGUUAUGACAUGGGCCAGAGCAACACUAAGAAACGCAGUUCAAAAGAACCUGGAGGGCCCCAAACAGCACUUUCUCAGCUAUGUUGAGAGUUAUGACUGGCUUGUCAAUGGGACAGCUGAGACCCGUGUACAGAGUUUUAUGGACGAAGAGCACACAUUUGAUGAGUACACUGAAAUGGUGGAUGAGUUCCGGGCCCUGUCCAGGGACAUCAUGAGCCUGCCUUCAGUAGCACACUUCGACAUGGUGCAGCUGGACUGCGAGGACCUGAAGCAGGGGCUGGCAAACAAAGCCAAAGCCUUCGCCCAAACUCUUCUGGAGCGCCUGGUCACCAAACAUAGCGAGGACAACCAGAUGAUUUGUAGAGAGUUUGAAACUAUCAAAGAGACAGCACUGAGGAUUCCUGAGACGACGGAAGAAAUGAUAGAGAUGAUUGCUUAUGUGGAACACACCAAAACAAAGGGAAUUCAGGAACUGAGCAGCAGGAUCCUUGAAGUCCAGCGCCGAUUGAACUACCUGCUGGAUGUUUACAUGUUCACUCCUGAAGACCUGGCCUUAAAUUCAACAGUGCUUCUCUGGCCAAAGAACAUCAAUCCAGUCUUUGAUCUCAAUGAUGAGGUGAUGGAGAAAGCCAGGGAGAAAGGGAAGAGCGAGCUACUGGCCCGCAGGGAGAAGGUGAUGCUGGAACUGGAGAAGCUGAGCCAGAGGAUGGAGGAGUUUGCUGAGUGCUCUGAACUGGACAUGAUGCAACAGUAUGUGGCCGAUGUAAGAACUGUGCAGAAGCGCUUGCAGGAUGCAGAAGAUACCAUUGCCUUUAUUAAUAAAGAGGAAGAUCUCUAUAAAUGGGAACAGACCAUUUACCCAGAGCUGGAGACCAUCAAAGCAAACAUUGAGCCCUACCAGAAGCUCUUUGGGCUGGUGCUGAAGUGGCAGCGGACUGAGAAGAGGUGGAUGGAUGGCUCCUUCCUAGACCUGAACGCGGAGACAACGGAGGCGGAGGUGGACGAGUUCUUCAGGGAGGUCUACAAGAUGCUAAAGUUCUUCCAGCAGAAACAGAAGAAGGCUGAGCAGGAGCGAAUGAAAGUCUCGGGGCGCAGGCGUGCUGGAGAAGAGCGAGGAGGGGAGGAGGAGGAGGAGGGCAGACAGGAGAGCCCCACAGCCCAGAUCUGCGCCCAUGUCAUGGAGCAAGUCAAAGAGUUCAAGGAACAUCUUCCCCUGGUCUCUAUUCUGUUUAACCCGGGGAUCAGAGGACGGCACUGGGCCCAGAUGUCGGAGACUGUGGGCUAUGACCUAACACCCAACUCGGGCACAACCCUCAGGAAGGUCCUGAAGCAGAAUCUUGCUCCAUACCUGGAUAAAUUUGAGCAGAUCAGUGCUGCUGCCAGUAAGGAGUUUUCCCUGGAAAAGGCAAUGCACACCAUGGUGGAGACCUGGGACAGUAUCUCCUUCCACUACAACCCUUAUCGAGAGUCGGGUGUGUCCAUCCUGACCGCGGUGGAUGAGAUCCAGACCACACUGGAUGACCAGAUAGUGAAGACACAGACCAUGAGAGGCUCACCAUUCAUCAAGCCCUUUGAAACUGAAAUCAAGGAGUGGGAAGUGAGGCUGAUCCAUAUCCAGGAGACCAUUGACGAGUGGCUCAAGGUGCAGGCUCAGUGGCUCUAUCUGGAGCCUAUCUUCUCUUCAGAGGACAUCAUGCAGCAGAUGCCAGAGGAGGGCCGUCUCUUCCAGACUGUGGACAGGCACUGGAAGGACGUCAUGAGGCACUGUGUGAAGGACCCCAAGGUUUUGCCUGCUACAUCUUUGCCUGGUUUACUGGAGAAGCUACAGGACUCUAAUGGUCUUCUGGAUAAGAUUAUGAAGGGACUGAAUGCCUAUCUGGAGAAGAAGAGGCUCUUCUUUCCUCGGUUUUUCUUCUUGUCCAAUGACGAGAUGCUGGAGAUCCUGUCCGAGACCAAGGACCCCUUGCGUGUCCAGCCUCACCUGAAGAAGUGCUUCGAGGGCAUCGCGAAGCUGGACUUCCUGCCCAACCUCGACAUCCAGGCCAUGUACAGCAGCGAGGGCGAGCGGGUUCAGCUCAUUGAGCUCAUCUCCACCUCGGAGGCGCGGGGGGCCGUGGAGAAGUGGCUGGUGCAGGUGGAGGACGUCAUGCUACGCAGUAUCCGGGAUGUGGUGGCUCGCUCCAGACUGGCCUACCCUGAGAGGGCAAGGAAAGACUGGGUGAGAGAGUGGCCGGGCCAGGUGGUGCUAUGUGUUUCUCAGAUGUUCUGGACUAUCGAGGUCCAUGAGGCCAUUGGCAGUGGACCAGAGGGUUUGAAGAACUAUUACCAGCAAUUACAGAACCAGCUGAAUGACAUUGUGGAGUUGGUGAGAGGAAAGCUGCCCAAACAGACUCGAACUACACUGGGGGCUUUGGUCACCAUUGAUGUACAUGCCAGGGAUGUAGUGAUGGAGAUGAUUGAGAAAGGUGUUUCACAUGAAACAGACUUCCAGUGGCUUGCGCAGUUGCGGUACUACUGGGAAAAUGAAAACGCACGUGUCCGCAUAAUCAACUGUGACGUCAAGUAUGCCUACGAGUAUCUGGGAAACUCCCCCAGGCUGGUCAUCACCCCCCUGACCGACAGAUGCUACCGCACUCUGAUUGGAGCCUUUUAUCUUAAUUUGGGGGGGGCUCCUGAGGGUCCAGCAGGGACAGGAAAGACAGAGACCACCAAGGAUUUGGCCAAGGCACUGGCAGUGCAGUGUGUGGUGUUCAACUGCUCCGAUGGGCUGGAUUACCUGGCUAUGGGGAAGUUUUUCAAAGGGCUGGCGUCAUCGGGGGCUUGGGCGUGCUUUGAUGAAUUCAACCGCAUUGAGCUGGAAGUGCUGUCGGUGGUGGCCCAGCAGAUCCUGUGUAUCCAGAGAGCCAUCCAGAUGAAGCUUGAAUACUUUGAUUUUGAGGGCACUGAGCUGCGACUUAACCCCAACUGCUUUGUUGCCAUCACCAUGAACCCUGGCUAUGCUGGACGGUCUGAACUGCCUGACAACCUGAAGGUCCUGUUCAGGACAGUUGCAAUGAUGGUUCCUAAUUAUGCACUGAUAGCUGAAAUCUCCCUCUAUUCUUAUGGCUUCCUUCAUGCCAAGCCUCUGUCGGUCAAGAUUGUGAUGACUUACAGGCUGUGCUCAGAGCAGCUCUCAUCGCAGUUCCACUAUGACUAUGGCAUGCGUGCAGUCAAAGCUGUUUUGGUGGCAGCUGGAAAUCUCAAACUUAAGUUCCCGGAAGAAAAUGAAGAUAUUCUUCUUCUUCGUUCCAUCAAAGACGUGAAUGAGCCAAAAUUCCUGUCUCAUGACAUUCCUCUGUUUAACGGGAUCACAAGUGACUUGUUCCCAGGCAUCUCUCUGCCAGUGGCUGAUUAUCAGCUUUUUCUUGAAUGUGCUCAUGAAUGUUGCAAAGUACAUAAUGUACAGCCAGUGCAGGUUUUUCUUGAAAAGAUGAUCCAGACUUAUGAAAUGAUGAUUGUUCGACAUGGGUUCAUGCUUGUAGGAGAACCUUUUGCUGGUAAAACCAAGGUAUUGCAAGUGCUGGCAGAUACUCUGACUCUAAUGAAUGAGAAGGGGUAUAAUGAGGAAGAAAAAGUGAUAUACCGAACAGUGAACCCUAAAUCCAUCACAAUGGGACAGCUUUUUGGGCAGUUUGACCCUGUCUCCCAUGAGUGGGCUGAUGGGAUCGUUGCCAACACGUUUCGGGAGUUUGCUUCCACGGACACUCCUGAUCGGAAGUGGGUUGUGUUUGAUGGACCCAUUGACACCCUGUGGAUUGAGAGCAUGAACACAGUGCUGGAUGACAACAAGAAGUUAUGUUUGAUGAGCGGAGAAAUUAUUCAGAUGUCCAGUCAGAUGAGCCUCAUCUUUGAAGCUAUGGAUCUCUCUCAGGCUUCUCCUGCUACUGUGAGUCGCUGUGGGAUGAUCUACAUGGAGCCCUCUCAGCUAGGCUGGAUGCCCAUUGUGCUGUCCUGGCUGACAACACUGCCUGAACCAUUGCAGCUCAAGGACAACACUGCACUCCUCUCUGAGCUCUUCCAGUGGCUGCUACCCCCCUCCCUCAGGCUGCUGCGCAAACACUGCAAGGAGGUUGUGCCCACAAGCAACAGUAAUACAGUUGUAUCUCUCACACGCCUGUUUGAGAUGCUGCUGGCUGAACCUGUAAAAGAGGAGCCAGGAAACAAGAACAUGCGCUCCUGGAUCAUGGCAGCCUUUGCCUUCUCCUUAGUGUGGUCUGUGGGGGGCAGUUGUGACACAGAAAGUCGUGUCACGUUUGAUAACUUUCUGCGGGAAAUCAUCGCAGGGAAAUCGGAAGACCACCCGAUCCCAAGCUCUGUGGGCAAGUGGGAAUGCCCCUUGGAAGAAAAGGGACUGGUCUAUGAUUACUCAUACGAGUUUAAAGGUAGGGGUCGCUGGGUUCAUUGGAAUGAGGCCAUUAAGAACAUCUCCCUUGGGGAUAAGAACACUAACGUGCAGGAUAUCAUUGUCCCGACAAUGGACACCGUGCGGUACACCUACUUAAUGGACCUUUGUGUGCAAUAUGAAAAGCCGCUGCUGUUUGUCGGCCCCACUGGCACUGGCAAAUCUGUGUACGUGAAAGACAAACUCAUGAACAACCUGGACAAAAACCGCUACCUUCCUUUCUUCAUCAACUUCUCAGCCCGCACCAGUGCCAACCAGAGCCAAAACAUCGUUAUGUCCAGGCUGGACAAAAGGCGGAAGGGGGUAUUCGGCCCGCCCAUGGGGAAGAAGUGUGUAAUCUUUGUGGACGAUAUGAACAUGCCCGCCCUGGAGCAGUAUGGCGCUCAGCCGCCCAUUGAACUUCUCAGGCAGUUGUUUGACCAUGGGAACUGGUAUGACCUAAAAGACACAUCCAAGAUCACACUGGUGGACUUGCAGCUCAUCUCUGCAAUGGGUCCGCCAGGGGGAGGCAGGAAUGCAGUGACACCCCGCUUUCUGCGUCAUUUCAUCAUCUGCAGUAUCAACUCCUUCAGCGAUGACACCAUGGUCCGUAUCUUCUCUAACAUCGUGGCCUUCUACCUCAGGAACCAAGAGUUCCCCCCAGAUUAUUUCACUGUGGGGAGCCAGAUUGUCAGUGCAACCAUGGAGGUUUAUAAGAAAGCAAUGGAGAACCUCCUGCCCACUCCGGCCAAGUCCCAUUAUACCUUCAACCUGCGGGACUUCUCUCGUGUGAUCCAAGGGUGCUUGUUACUGAGGAAGGAGUCCUUGGAGAACAAACGCACCAUGAUCCGCCUUUUUGUGCAUGAGGUCUUCAGAGUCUUCUAUGACCGCCUGGUGGAUGACAAGGAUAGAGCCUGGCUCUACCAGCUCAUGAAGAACAUCAUCAAAGACCACUUUAAGGACAAUUUUGACUCUGUUUUUGAGCACCUGAAGCAAGGAAAGGCCGCUUUAUGUGAGGAAGAUAUGAGAAGCCUUCUAUUUGGAGACUAUAUGAACCCUGACUUGGAAGAUAAUGAGAGACUGUAUGCGGAGGUGCCCUCCAUCGAGAACUUCAACCAUGUGGUUGAGCAGUGUCUGGAAGAGUACAACCAGACUCACAAAACACGCAUGAACUUGGUGAUAUUCCGCUACGUGCUGGAGCAUCUGUCCAGGAUCAGCCGUGUCCUGAAGCAGCCGGGUGGGAACGCACUGUUAGUUGGGGUGGGUGGCAGUGGGCGCCAGUCUCUUACACGCCUGGCCACUGCGAUGGCCAAGAUGACCAUCUUCCAGCCGGAGAUCUCCAAGAGUUAUGGCAUGAACGAGUGGAGAGAGGACCUCAAGCGUCUGUUGAAGAACACUGGGGUGAAAGGCCAAAAGAUGGUGUUCCUGCUGACAGAUGCCCAGAUCAAACAGGAGGCCUUCUUAGAGGAUGUUGACAGUGUGCUGAACACCGGCGAAGUGCCCAACCUCUUCGCAGUGGAUGAGAAGCAGGAGAUCAUGGAGGCAGUGCGUCCCCUGGCUCAGGCUCGAAACAAGUCUGUGGAGUUUAGCCCGCUGUCCCUGUUUGCUUUUUUUGUGAACCGUUGCAAGGAGAACUUGCACGUUGUAGUGGCAUUCAGCCCCAUCGGGGAAGCCUUUAGAAACAGACUGCGGCAGUUCCCCUCUCUCAUCAACUGCUGCACUAUCGACUGGUUCCAGCCCUGGCCUGAGGAAGCCCUGGAGCGGGUGGCCAACAAGUUCCUAGAGACACUGGAGCUGAGUGACCAUGAGCGCAUGGAGGUCAUGCCGAUCUGCAAGAGCUUCCACACCUCCGCUAUCCACUUGUCUGAGAAGUUCCUGCACAACCUGGGCCGCCACAACUAUGUGACGCCCACCUCCUACCUUGAGCUCAUUGCUGCAUUCCGCCAGCUCCUCACACAGAAACGAGACACGGUGAUGAAAGCCAAGAAGAGGUACACCAACGGUCUUGAUAAACUGGCUUUCGCAGAGUCUCAGGUGGGAGAGAUGAAAAAAGAGCUUGUAGACCUGCAGCCUAAACUGGAGCUGGCUAAGAUUGAGAACACAAACAUGAUGAAGAUCAUAGAAAAGGAGUCUGCAGAGGUACAGGCCAAGAGCAAAGUGGUGCGUGUGGACGAGGAAGCUGCUACUUUAAAGGCCAAUGAGGCCCAGGCUCUGAAGGACGAGUGUGAAAGUGACCUGGCAGAGGCCAUCCCUGCACUGGAAGCAGCUCUGUCUGCACUGGACACUCUCAAGCCUUCUGACAUUACCAUUGUUAAAUCCAUGAAGAAUCCCCCAUCUGGAGUUAAGCUGGUGAUGUCCGCUGUCUGUGUGAUGAAGGAGAUCAAGCCAGAGAAGAUCAAUGACCCUGAUGGAACGGGGCAGAAGAUUUUGGACUAUUGGGGUCCAAGUAAGAAGCUUUUGGGAGACAUGAAUUUCCUGCGAGACUUAAAAGUGUAUGACAAAGACAAUAUUCCAGUGCCCGUGAUGCAGAAGAUUCGCAGUGAAUACAUCACCAACCCUGAUUUUGACCCCAGCAAAGUGGCCAAAGCCUCAUCUGCAGCCGAGGGCCUGUGCAAGUGGAUCCUGGCCAUGGAGGUCUAUGACCGUGUUGCCAAGGUGGUAGCCCCAAAGAAGGCAAACCUGAUGGAGGCCCAGAGGUCUCUGGCGGAGACCAUGACCCUUCUGAACCAGAAGAGGGCAGAGCUGAAGGAGGUGGAGGACCGGCUGGCUGCCCUGCAGCAGACCUUUGCAGAGAAGACCCAGGAGAAAGCCCAGCUGGAGUUCCAGGUGGAUCUAUGUGCCAAGAAGCUGGAGAGAGCCGAGAAACUGAUUGGAGGACUGGGUGGGGAAAAGACCAGGUGGUCUAAAGCUGCUGAAGACCUUCAGAAUACCUAUGACAACCUGACAGGGGACGUGCUGAUCUCUGCUGGGGUCAUCGCCUACCUUGGUGCCUUUACUGCGGCCUUCCGUCUUGAGUGCACUAAGAACUGGACCAAAGUCUGCAAGACCAAAAAUAUCCCAUCCUCUGAUGACUUCUCUCUCAGUAAAACCUUGGGCGAUCCCAUUAAGAUCAGAGCCUGGAACAUUGCUGGGCUGCCCACUGACAGCUUCUCUAUUGACAACGGGGUGAUUGUGAGCAACUCCAGGCGAUGGCCUUUAAUGAUUGACCCUCAGGGCCAGGCCAACAAGUGGGUGAAGAAUUCGGAGAAAGAGAACAACUUGAAUGUGAUCAAGCUGACUGACCAGGACUACAUGAGGACCCUAGAGAACUGUAUCCAGUUUGGUACUCCUCUGCUGCUGGAGAAUGUUGGCGAAGAACUGGACCCUUCUCUGGAACCUCUGCUGCUCAAGCAGAUCUUCAAACAAGGUGGCGUGGAUUGCAUUAGACUGGGGGAAAGCAUUAUUGAGUACUCCAGAGAUUUCCGGUUCUACAUCACCACCAAGCUGAGAAACCCUCAUUACCUGCCUGAGCUGGCCACCAAGGUGUCCCUGCUGAACUUCAUGAUCACACCCGAGGGCCUAGAAGACCAGUUGCUUGGCAUAGUAGUUGCUAAAGAAAGGCCCGAGCUGGAGGAAGAAAGAAAUGCCUUGAUCCUGCAGUCGGCCACCAACAAGAGGCAGCUGAAAGAGACCGAGGAUAAAAUCCUGGAGACGCUGCAGUCAUCUGAAGGCAACAUCCUGGAGGACGAGAGUGCUAUCCAGAUCCUUGACUCAGCCAAGAUCAUGUCCAAUGAGAUCAAUAAGAAGCAGCAGAUUGCUGAGAAGACUGAGCAGAAGAUUGCAGAGUCACGCGAGGGCUACAGGUCUAUAGCCAGACACUCUUCGAUUCUGUUUUUCAGCAUUGCUGACUUGGCCAACAUUGACCCCAUGUACCAGUACUCACUCAACUGGUUUGUCAACCUCUACAUCAAUUCCAUCCAGGAAAGUAACAAGUCCAAGAUCUUGGAGAAAAGGCUCAGAUACCUGAAUGAUCACUUCACAUACAACCUGUACUGCAAUGUAUGCCGAUCACUGUUUGAAAAAGACAAGCUCCUCUUCUCUUUCCUGCUGUGCUGCAACCUCUUAUUGGCUAAAAAGGAGAUAGAUUAUUCGGACUUCAUGUUCCUGUUGACGGGAGGAGUGGGCCUGCAGAACAAGUUGCCCAAUCCAGAUCCGUCCUGGUUGCUGGACAGGAGCUGGGAUGAGAUCUGCAGAGCCAGUGACUUGCCUGCUCUCAAGGGGCUCCGGGAGGAUUUCAGCAAGUAUCCAGAGAAUUUUCUAGAAAUUUAUGACAGCAAAGAGCCAUACAAUACCCCCUUACCCAAACCUUGGAACGAGAAGCUCAAUGACUUUCAAAAGAUUAUCAUUUUUCGAUGCCUCAGGCCUGACAAGAUCACACCAGCUAUUACAAACUAUGUGACUGAUAAACUGGGGAAGAAGUUUGUAGAGCCUCCACCUUUCGACUUGACUAAGAGCUACUUAGACUCUAACUCCACCAUCCCUCUUGUCUUCAUCCUGUCGCCAGGAGCUGACCCCAUGGCCAGCCUACUGAAGUUUGCCAAUGACAAAAACAUGGGAGGUUCCAAGUUCCAGUCCAUCUCCCUGGGACAGGGGCAGGGUCCUAUCGCUGCCAAGAUGAUCAGCGCCGCCAUAAAGGAGGGCACCUGGGUGUGUCUGCAGAACUGCCACCUUGCCGUGUCCUGGAUGCCCACCCUGGAGAAGAUCUGUGAGGAGUUCAGUGUUGACACCUGUCACCCUGACUUUCGGCUCUGGCUCACCAGCUACCCAUCUCCCAAGUUCCCAGUGACCAUUCUGCAAAAUGGAGUGAAGAUGACCAAUGAGCCGCCCACAGGCCUGAGACUGAACUUGCUCCAAUCCUACCUCACCGACCCUGUCUCAGACCCUGAUUUCUUCAGUGCUUGCCCCAACAAAGAGCUGAUAUGGGAGAAGCUCUUGUAUGGGGUUUGCUUCUUUCAUGCUCUGGUCCAGGAGAGAAAGAAGUUUGGGCCCCUUGGCUGGAAUAUUCCCUAUGGGUUUAAUGAGUCAGACCUGCGUAUCAGCAUCAGACAGCUACAGCUCUUUAUAAAUGAGUAUGAACAGGUGCCCUUUGAAGCUAUCACCUACCUGACAGGGGAGUGUAACUAUGGGGGCCGCGUGACAGAUGACUGGGACAGACGCCUCCUCAUGACCAUUCUGGCAGAUUUCUACAACCCCGAAAUCAUCGAAAACCCUCGUUAUACCUUCUCACCCAGCGGGAAAUACUAUGCUCCUCCGAAGUCCAUUUACGAAGACUAUAUUGAAUUUAUUAAGGCCCUUCCGUUCAGCCAGCACCCGGAGGUGUUCGGUAUGCACGAGAACGUGGACAUCUCCAAAGACCUGCAGCAGACCAAGCUGCUCUUCGACUCGCUGCUGCUGACCCAGGGGGGCGCGCGACAGGGGGGCGCUAGUGCGGGGGCUGACAGCACCCUCUACGACAUUGCCAACGACAUCCUCAGCAAGCUGCCAAAGGACUUUGACAUCGAGGCUUCCUUGGCAAAGUUCCCUGUGAGAUAUGAGGAGAGCAUGAACACUGUGCUGGUGCAGGAAAUGGAGAGGUUCAACACGCUGAGUCGAACAAUCCGCACAAGCCUUCAGAACCUCCAGAAGGCCAUCAGGGGGCUGGUGGUAAUGGAUGCAGAGCUAGAGGCGAUCUCCAGCAGCCUACUGGUGGGCAAGGUCCCAGAGAAAUGGGCCAAGCGCUCCUAUCCCAGCCUCAAACCCCUUGGCAGCUAUGUCACUGACUUCCUGGCCAGACUUAAGUUCUUACAGGACUGGUAUGAGAAUGACAAGCCUCAUGUGUUCUGGCUGUCCGGGUUCUUCUUCACCCAGGCCUUCCUGACUGGGGCCAUGCAGAAUUAUGCUAGGAAAUAUUCCAUCCCCAUUGACCUGCUAGGAUUUGAUUUCCAGGUUCUUCCCAAUGACACCUCUGAUUCCUCCCCGGAAGAUGGAGUCUAUAUCCACGGCCUCUUCUUAGACGGCGCCCGCUGGGACAGGAAAAGUGGGGUUCUGGCAGAGCAGUUCCCUAAAGUCCUCUUCGAUGCAGUCCCCAUUGUCUGGAUAAAGCCCACUAAGAAGAAGGCUUCAGAAAAGGCUUCCAAUCUGUAUGUGUGUCCCUUAUACAAGACCAGCGAGAGGAAGGGCACCCUUUCCACCACAGGGCACUCUACCAACUUUGUGAUCGCCAUGCUGCUGCCCAGCGACAGGCGGGUCCAACACUGGGUGAAACGAGGGGUGGCGCUGCUGUGCCAGCUGGAUGACUGAUCGGGGCACAGCUCUUCUUCUCCAGCAGAGCACAGUCACAGAACUCUUAACUGUUCUUUUUACAUUUGCAAGUCCGUACAUGAAGCAAGGCAACAUUUCUUUCUUUGGAUGUAAUAAAUCAUUUAAUAUAAAAUUUGUAGUAUAUGUUAUUUAUUUUCGAACUAAUCUUUUGUGCUGCGAGUACCUUGGGAUUCAUAAAAUGGCAAACAUCUCACGAAUGUUCAAUAUCUAAAGAGCUUUUAAUUUGCUUAUUUUAAUCUUGAUCUUACUCAAUGCACGCUUUUGAAUGUACCUACCAACGUAUAAGUCCUUGCGCAAUGUAAACAUUUGCUAAUACAGUCAAUAAAUUAUUUUCUGUGCCUUUAAUAUCA